This is a messenger RNA of Aedes aegypti (yellow fever mosquito), 1193 nucleotides long. RefSeq lists its product as uncharacterized. The record is from RefSeq and is a predicted model, not a curated record. The transcript has 6 exons. Lineage: Eukaryota; Metazoa; Arthropoda; Insecta; Diptera; Culicidae. The coding region runs from base 166 to 555 and encodes 129 amino acids.
UUAGUAUGAGGUUGAUUCUGGUAGCUUCCACUCUUGCUUAGCCCCCGUGUGCAGAGAAAUUGAUAGCAGAAGUGUUGCGGUAGUGAAUCGUUUUUGGUUGGUGUGGAUUUUGAUCUCCAGAAAGAAAUAUCUGCUAAAAAAGAGGAUAAUAAAACAUAAUCAAAAAUGUCGCUACGACUUGUAUCAUCGCCCUACUUUCGCCGUUUCUUACUGGCAAAUAAUGGCAAGACCGUUCCAUCACGCGCCAUGAGUCGUGAUCCUUACUACGAUCCCCGAGGAUUCACUUUCACCGAUAUGAAAAAGAACCCAGCGGUUAUCCCACUGGUCGUCAUCAUUGGCGCUACCGUAACGGGUCUGCUUGGGUACUGUACGUACGCUUCGCUUACCCGUCCAGAUGUUAGCCUUAAUAAGAAAACCUACGAAUGGGAUACCAUGGACGUCAUGAAUCCAAAGAAGUUGAAGAUGCGCGUCUUCAACCAGGAAUACAAACCGAUGCCGGAACUGAACGAAGCACUUUCUUACCGGGAGGGGUAUGCCAAGCAGCAGGAGUCUUAAUAAGAUCACCGCCUAGAUACGACCAUAUAUCGCUGUUGUUGUUAUUAAUAACAAGAUCUUGAAAACAAGUGUUGCGCUUUGGUAAUACAUAUAGAGUCAUAUAGCUUCAAUUAACUAGCAUGAGCACAUCCGUCGUUUUACAACAUCAUCCUAUCCGCACGCGCUUAUCGCUUCAGCAGCUGAAGUAAGAAUGCACAGCAGAAUGCCGCACGAGAACUAUCGUUACUUAAGGUGAAACAUCUCGGAAUCCAAAGACGGCCGACUUAUGACACUACUCGCGAUUUUGAAGUCACUAAAUAUAAGAAAUUGUGAGUCAACGAAGCUGAACUUCUUAUUUUAAGUUUGUCAAUGGUGUCUGUUGCUUCUUUCGCGAGAUUUGUGUGUUUAGAUACAUAAUUGACGUUGGAUUCUAUAAUGUAUCACCUUAAAACGCUCCGCUCGUGGGCUUCGAUUUGCUGCAGCAGCAGCCAGCGUUAGAUGUUUCAAACCAAUAAAUUAUUAUACCUCGUAGUGUUUAGUCGCUGUUAGUAAAGUUAGCAAGCAGAGUGCAAAAUAUAAUACAGCUCAGAGCUCAGUAGUCGGUCUCACUCUCGAUUCGUGAUCUAAGCGAAUCGUGACCUGGUGAGAUUAGAGAAGCA